AUGUCGGCUUCAUUUUAUACUCCAUUGAAAGAGAGCGAAAUACGAGUUCUCGAGAUAUUACCAUCCGAAGAUUUCUCCGAGAACAUCAACACUACCUGCCGUAUUAUCUCCCUGGCAUCUGAUACUUCUACUGAGGCGUAUGUUGCAUUGUCCUACACAUGGGGAGAACCAAAUGAUACUUCAUACAUCUGUGUCAACGGUUACAAACACAAAGUCACUCCCAACCUAGAAUCAGCUUUACGACAUCUAAGAGACGACAAGAAUACUAUUAUUAUUUGGGUGGAUGCUGUUUGCAUCAAUCAGAAUGACAUCCCCGAGAGAGAUAGACAACUACAAAUGAUGGCGGACGUCUACAAGAAAGCCGAAAUGGGGCUUUCGUGGUUAGGGGAGGAGUCUGAUGAUAGCUCUUUGGCGCUCAGAAUGAUCCAAAGAUGGGCCUCAUUUUCGAUACCGUUACUAGAUGGCGACCUACGCGAAUUCUUCGAAAGCAAAUUAGAAGAUGAAAUACUCAUGCCAAAAUCUUUCGCCGCUCUUAAGAACUUACUGCAAAGACCAUAUUGGAAGCGAGUCUGGAUACAGCAAGAAGUUGCCCUACCUCCCAUGGUUACGAUGCAAUGUGGGCAUGAACGUCUAUCAUUUGAUGCAAUAAGUGAGUUCACUUGCACAAUGGCAUCGAUUCGACUUAUUGGCAUGACAUCUAGCCGCAGUUGGCUUGAUCCUGACUUGAUAUCUGACGAGAUGGAUAUCGCACCAUUGCUUAAUUUGCACAAUUGCCGAAACUCAAAAUUGGUUGAUUGUACGAGAGACAAAACUCCAUCAUUAUUUAAUUACCUUUAUUUAUCUUCAAUUCUUAAAAGCACUGAUCCGAGGGAUCACAUAUACGCACUUCUUGGACUUCCUCAUCUCGAAAAGUAUCGAUCGCUUCUUCGCCCAAGCUAUACCAAAUCAGUUUCACAUGUGUUUUCUGAAGCUGCCCAUAUCAUGAUUGAGGAGAAGAACAGUCUAAAGCCUAUAGCUUUUGCUUGCAGCUUAUACUGCCCGGAUAUUUCACUGCCAUCUUGGGUGCCUGACUGGACAGCUAGGAGCUUCAAAUUACUCCCUCUCACACAUUUCAAGGGGAAAAGUCUUGGCCCUGUAGCUAACUUAUCUGAUUUCGUCAGUUUUUCAGCGGAUGGACAAGUUCUAUCAGUCACUGGUCUUUUAUACGAUGAAGUGUCUUUUUUGAAGGGAUGUUAUGCCACUACAUCAAUGAUGAAUUACGGCGAGUGGAAAGUUUUAUCUGAUCUCAAAGAUAAUUCGUUACCAAAUGGUCUCACGGUCUUAGAGGCUGUAUUUCGUAUUUUCGUAGGAAUGGAUGCCAACACUACCCUUGAUUCUUAUCGGAAAGAAAACGUCUUAAAGUUUAACUGCGAAGCUACAACCUUUGCGAUGAUUAUGUGCGACGAAACAGAUCGGUUUAGUACACUCAAGAUCCUUCUCGGUCAAGAUUCAUCCAAUCUCCCAGAAAUUUCAAAGGCCCUGAAUGAACCAGCGAAUGAACCAGAUUUUGAUCAAUUUAACGAAGAAACAGUCUUCGAGAAAUUUCGACAGCUAUCUGGCAGAAUGUUUUUCGUGACAAAGAAUGGGACACUAGGGGCCGGGCCUCCUGAUUUGAUUCCAGGGGACAAAAUAUUCCAUUUGAUCGGGUGGCCUGAAGAUUUUAUCCUACGAAAGGUCAACGAACAUUAUCGCCUGAUCGGGGAUACACGAAUUGCUCGGGCAGCACUUCCUUCGUUCACUGAUGGUGGUUAUGAAAUUAUCGAGAUUCACUGA
Molecule: messenger RNA, 1812 nt
Organism: Botrytis deweyae
Lineage: Eukaryota; Fungi; Ascomycota; Leotiomycetes; Helotiales; Sclerotiniaceae
Exons: 1
Coding region: 1-1812 (603 amino acids)
Source: RefSeq, a predicted model, not a curated record